GACUCAGUCCUUUACUUUGCCUCUUCCUUGAUGGGCUUCAAACUGCUUUAAGAACAGAUCGUUGGCUUGUAAAGGAAAAGGGUUUGGAUCAAAUCAUGGACUGAGUUCGUUUUAGCUCAAUCCCAUUUUACCUCCAUUAGAUUAUGGGCCUGGAAGACCUUCAUCUUAAACCCUUUCAUCUUUAGUAAACCUUUGGCUAGGGUUUAAGGCUAACAUUAUCCAAUUAUUCUUCUUCAUCAUGACAUUGUGAACCAUCCAUGGCGGUUUCGGGGUUAAGCUUCGCAUGCAAACCUCAUCUCUCUCUUCGGCCUCCCCUCUUUCACUGCUUCCACAAAAUUCGGUUCGGUUCCGUUGCUGCAAUUGAGACGCUUGAUGAACCAGAAACUUUUAUCAAAUACAACAACAGUCAAAGCUCUGACCUUUCUACUGAAAAAAAUGAUUAAAAAAAUUAAACUUUUGGGUGUUCAAGUGAGUGGAGAGGACAGCAAGUUGCCACAGUGGAAGAAGCUGAAUUCUCAGGAUCUUGGGAUUAACACUUCAACCAUUUCCAGGCCAACAAGGAAAGUUCUUAAUGGACUCAAAAGAAAGGGGUAUGAGGUAUACCUUGUAGGAGGUUGUGUACGGGAUUUUAUUUUGAAUCGAACACCGAAGGACUUUGAUAUAAUAACUACAGCAGAACUUAGAGAGGUGAUGAGGGCAUUUUCACAAUGUGAAAUAAUUGGAAAACGGUUUCCUAUAUGCCAUGUGCACAUCGGUGAUACAAUAGUGGAGGUUUCAAGUUUUAGCACAUCCAGACGGAAUUUUGAGAGGGGCCUUACCUAUGAACUUGGAAGACCUGCUGAAUGUGACGAGAAGGAUUUUGUUCGUUGGAGAAAUUGUUUGCAACGGGACUUUACAAUUAACGGGUUAAUGUUUGAUCCAUAUGCAAGGAUAAUUUAUGACUACAUGGGAGGAAUUGAAGAUAUUAAAAAGGCUAAAUUACGAACUAUGGUUCCUGCAAGUACUUCAUUUCAAGAGGAUUGCGCUCGCAUACUACGUGCAAUAAGAAUUGCUGCCCGGUUAGGCUUUAGUUUUUCUAGGGAAACAGCUCAUUUUGUCAAAAAUCUGUCUUGCUUGAUAUUGAGUUUGGAUAAGUCAAGGCUUCUGAUGGAAAUGAACUACAUGCUGGCAUAUGGUUCUGCAGAAGCUUCUUUGAGAUUGUUAUGGAAAUUUGGACUCUUAGAAAUACUUUUACCUAUUCAGGCUGCAUAUUUUGUUCGCAAUGGCUUCAGGAGGCGUGAUAAGAGAUCUAAUAUGCUCUUGUCAUUAUUUUCUAAACUGGACAGACUUCUGGCACCGGACAGACCAUGUCACAGUAGUUUAUGGAUUGGAAUUUUAGCAUUCCAUAAAGCACUUUCUGACAAACCUAGAGAUCCUUUGGUUGUCGCGGCAUUUAGCCUUGCUGUCCACAAUGGUGGAGAUAUAUUGGAAGCAGUAAAUAUUGCCAGGAGGAUCAAUAAAUCACAUGGCAGUAGCUUUCAUGAACUCUCAGAACCAGGGAAUCUAGACAACCAGGCAUUAACUGAUGAGGUUAUGGAUCUUGCUGCAUCUGUAAAAAGCACAUUGUGCAUGAUGACUGAUGAGUAUUUUGUCUCUCAGGCAAUGUCAGCAUACCCUCAAGCCCCAGUCUCAGAUCUGGUAUUUAUACCAUUGGCGUUGUAUUUGAAAGUCUGCAAGGUCUUUGAGUGCAUCAGAGAGGGUGUGGAGAAGGGAUUUGUGGCAAAGCAAGGCAGCAGGAUUGACUAUGAGAUGUUAGCAGUAGGAAGCUUGAGGGAAGUUCGACAUACAUUUGCUAGGGUUGUUUUCGAUACUGUAUACCCUCUUAACCCAACAUGAACUAAGAUGCCGCAUGGUAAGUGGUUGUAUGCCAUGGGAAAGAAACUCUCAAAUUGUUAUAUGGUAAAAUAUGUUGAAGCCCCAUUUUGUUUCUUGUGUAUGCCCUGCACAAGUACAUGGAAUAAAUUUACUCAGAAAGCCCAUUCUUUUUCGCCAUGGACUUCACCAUUGAGAAGACACCCUUUCUUGUUCAUCUUGGUCAUGGCAAUUUCUUGUAUUUAUAUUGUAUCUGUUUCAUGUUAAACACAAACAAACACAAUAAUUAUCAUGUCAUAAUUCUAUCAUUACGUUAAACACAA
Durio zibethinus is the source of this 2174-nucleotide messenger RNA. RefSeq lists its product as uncharacterized. The record is from RefSeq and is a predicted model, not a curated record. Lineage: Eukaryota; Viridiplantae; Streptophyta; Magnoliopsida; Malvales; Malvaceae. Gene Ontology annotation, molecular function: RNA binding; nucleotidyltransferase activity. Gene Ontology annotation, biological process: RNA processing.